AUGCCUCUUAAUACUCUUCCUAGUGACACAGUGCCUAAUCCAAGGAAAGAAUGCAAGGCCAUUCAUCUUAGAAGUGGUAAGGUAUCAAGUUUAGAAGCAACGGUUAGUGAGGAACCGGAUGAAAAAGAAGCUCCGGUGGAGGACAAGAGCAAGGAAGAACACGCCCCUCCUAGACAUCCGGAUAAUCCUUUUUCGGUUGAUCUUGAGAAAUAUCCAGCGUUGCCUAAAGCACCUGAGUACAAGCCUAAGAUGUCAUAUCCUCAGAGGCUUCAGAAAGCCUCCAAAGACAAGCAGUUUUCUAGAUUUUUAGAGCUUUUCAAGAAGCUUCAGAUCAACAUUCCUUUUACAGAGGCCCUUGAGCAAAUUCCUCUUUAUGCCAAGUUCAUGAAGGAGUUGUUAACCAACAAGAGAAACUGGAAAGAGAGUGAAACAGUGGUGUUAACAAAGGAGUGUAAUGCUAUUAUGCAGAAGGAUCUCUCUGAGAAAAUGCAAGAUCCUGGAAGCUUUCUAAUUUCUUGCACCAUUGGAGACAUCACUAUUCAGAGGGCAUUGUGUGACCUUAGAGCUAGCAUCAAUCUCACGCUAAUUUUCUUGAUGAGAAAGUUCCAAAUUAAUGAGGUAAAACCUACACGUAUUUCUCUUUAA
Molecule: messenger RNA, 645 nt
Organism: Arachis stenosperma
Lineage: Eukaryota; Viridiplantae; Streptophyta; Magnoliopsida; Fabales; Fabaceae
Exons: 1
Coding region: 1-645 (214 amino acids)
Source: RefSeq, a predicted model, not a curated record